Molecule: messenger RNA, 513 nt
Organism: Psylliodes chrysocephalus
Lineage: Eukaryota; Metazoa; Arthropoda; Insecta; Coleoptera; Chrysomelidae
Source: the annotation of a GenBank genome assembly
AUGUACGGAGAGGAACGAAAAGCAGUUACGAAUAUCUUAGGCCGGUCAUUCUUAGGGAGGGGUCCAGAUACUCAAGGAAGGGUUUAUGCUAAUUUUCUGACAGAGGAAAGACUAGAGAAAAUCGGUAAGAAAUUCUGGACUAAACUCUGGGAUAGAUUCUCUACAUUUGGUACACUAUCAGCAGGGGUGAUUGGUGUCAUAUCUUUAAUUCAGUUGGUAAAAUGGAUCUUGGACUCAAUUCUUAAAGACAUAUAUGGAUGGAGUUUUACCCUUCUUGCUGCAGUGUGGAAUAGUCUUACGAUGUUCUUGAUUCAUCAUGCUCAACACAAAAACCCUAAGAGUUCUCAAGAUGAGUUGGAUGUUGUUUGUAUAGCAGACUCUGGUCCAAAUACUUCGCAUCUUAAGGCAACAUACCCUUCAACAGUCUACAGCACUCUUCAGAAAGAGCUUGAGGAAGUUAAUCCUACUGCACCAAUAGAUAGUUACUCCACUAGUAUAUUUAAUACUCCGUAA